UGCAAAAAAGUACUGAUCAAGAAAAUAAAAUUGAAUGCAAGAAAAGAUGUAGAGAAAUUGGUGUAUUCACUUGCUUUGUCUAAGCUUUUUAAAGAAUGUGAAAGUUGAUAACAUUUUUUUUACUUUUGGGGUUAACCCCCUUGUGCUUGUAUGAAGUCAAAUAAUUUGAGCACUCAGUUUAUUUCAUUACCAAAAAGGUUACAACAUAUGGAGCUUCUCUGUAACAGAUUUCCAUCUUAAUCCACUUUGAUACCUGUAGAUUACAGCUGGAGGUGAUAGAUGCUUGUAACAAUUUGAUAAUGUAUGGAAAAAAUCCUGGAAUGACUGGGAAAAUACUUGUAAUUCUCUUCAUUGGGUUCUUGGCAUUUGCUUAUCAGGCAAUUAUGCCACCUCCUCCGAAAAUUUGUGGUUCACCAAAUGGCGCUCCAAUUACUGCACUGAGAAUAAAACUUUCCGAUGGAAGGCAUUUGGCUUAUAAAGAGCAAGGUGUUCCAAAAGAUCAAGCAAAGUACAAAAUUAUAUUUAUCCAUGGAUUCGACUGUUGUAGGCAUGAUGUUGCUUUCGCCAGCACCCUUUCUCCUGAUGUUAUUGAGAGUUUAGGAAUAUACAUUGUUUCGUUUGAUCGACCUGGUUAUGGAGAAAGUGAUCCUCAUCCACAACGAACGCCUCAGAGCUUAGCUCGUGAUGUUGAAGAGCUAGCCGAUCAAUUGAAAUUGGGAUCCAAAUUUUAUGUAACUGGAUUUUCCAUGGGUGGACAAGCAGUUUGGGGUUGUCUUAAAUAUAUUCCUCAUCGAUUGGCUGGAGCAGCGCUUCUAACGCCCGUGGCUAACUUCUGGUGGCCCGGUUUUCCUGCAAAUUUGACCGAAAAAAUAUACUACAACAUGCCAGCCCCAGAUCUGUGGACAGUUCGGGUUGCUCACUAUCUACCGUGGCUGACUUAUUGGUGGAACACACAAAAGUUUUUUCCUUCUUCUAGAGUUGCAGCUCAUAGCCCGGAUAUCUUUUCAACUCAGGACAAACAAUUGGCACCGAGGUUUGAUUCUUCACAAGAACCAUAUCGGGCACAGAUUAGACAACAAGGGGAGUUCGAGUCCAUCCACCGCGACAUGAUAAUUGGAAUUAAAACAUGGGAAUUCGACCCCAUGGAUCUCGAGGACCCGUUCCCUAACAAUGAAGGCUCUGUUCACAUAUGGCAAGGUGACGAGGAUGGCCUUGUACCUGUCGUUCUGCUACGAUAUGUUGCAGAACGACUACCAUGGAUUCGAUAUCAUGAAAUUAAAGGUGGUGGCCACUUGUUUCCUUAUGCAGAUGGAAUGGGAGAUAAGAUUAUGAAGACAUUCUUACUUGGGGAAACCUUUGUUCUGUAAAGGUUAUUAAGGUUCCCAUAGAUGUUCUUAUCAAGCUAUGUGCUAUGUUGCUUAGGCAUUCCAAAAAUGUUGUUGCACCUGUGUCGGAUCUUUUAAAAGUAUAUUACUCUUGGAGGAUCCGAUGACACGUGUUUUAGGCGAUGUAUUUCUUUUAUCCAUAGUGCUUUCUUGAGGAUGUCUAAAUUUGGCACAUGAGGUUUUUGUUAAUUAAAAUUAGAUGACAACAACUCAUCAAACUUGUUAGAUAAUUGUGUUGAGUUCU
Molecule: messenger RNA, 1629 nt
Organism: Lycium barbarum (goji berry)
Lineage: Eukaryota; Viridiplantae; Streptophyta; Magnoliopsida; Solanales; Solanaceae
Exons: 5
Coding region: 300-1367 (355 amino acids)
Source: RefSeq, a predicted model, not a curated record